GCAUUGUGUUUCAAAAGCUCUAAUUUAAGAUUCACUUUAAAAUAUUGCCUUUUCUUCAGAAAAUAAUUUAAUUUAAUAAUUGCAGUAUUGUGCGGUUAGUAAUGUGUGCUGUAUGUUUCUUUUCCGCCUCCUACUGGGGUUUUAUGGUACUGCGCUAUAUUUUGCUGUUUGCUUCCGGUUUUUCUCAGUGAACGCAGUCGAGAAGUACGUGCACGCGGUUCCUAUCAGUUAUUGAUUCUGUCGUUCAUACCUUGGAAAUAUAUGUCUUUUUACAUAAAAGAAUUGAGAAGAACAAUCACCAGUAAAGUUAUUAAAGUUAUGAAGACUGCUUUCUGGAGUUCUUUUUUGAAAGUGUACGCUAUCUGUUAAGCCUUUGCUCAAGCUACGUAAUUGGUAGAAAAGAACACAGAUAUCGGAUCGGUAUCGGCUGAUACUGGUAUCGGAAUUGGAUCGGAAGAGAAAAAGUGGUAUCGGUGCAUCCCUACUUAAAACAGAGAAAUUUUACAGGAUAAAGCUCCACCUCACAGCUCCACAUUUUCAUAUGCAUGCAGCGACUUACACAACCUGAUUUCACAGGCAACGAUCAACUCAGGAGUCAUGACAGAGGUAUAUAACACAACCGAAAACUACAAAGACUACAACAACCUAGGUCAAGAGAACAAUAACCAGUUGUGCAUAAACGACAAUGUAAGGUCAUUCAGCCGAAUCUUCCUGCCCACCCUCUACAGCGUUGUCUUCAUUGUGGGCUUAAUUGGAAAUAGCCUGGUAAUGUCUGUGUUGGUCAAGUAUCAUAAAGGGUCAAACGUGACAAAUCUGUGCCUAUUCAACCUGGCGCUUUUAGAUAUCCUCUUCCUCCUGUCAUUACCUUUCUGGGCUCAUUAUGCUGCCAUCACAGAGUGGGUCUUUGGGAGCUUCAUGUGCCAUGCAGUGACGGCGCUCUACACGCUGGGAUUUUAUGGAAGCGUCUUCUUCAUGAUCCUCAUGACCGUACACCGCUACAACAUUACUGUUCAUGCCCGUAACUCCCACUUCUCCAAGCAGUGGUCUGUCAGAGCUAGCUUAUUGCUGGUUUUGUUUAUGUGGACACUCAGUUUGGGAGCUUCUCUGCCAAACAUAAUAUUUGCCAAAGUGGCAAGUAAAUCAAAUGUAUUGACAUGCAAAGAGGAAUAUCCAGAAAAGGCAUGGAGGUUAUUCUCUUACAUUGAGCUGAAUGUUUUAGGCUUUAUUGUUCCUCUCUCAGUCAUGGUGUUCUGUUACUCUCAUAUCAUCCCUGUCUUGAUGGCCAUGAAAACUCAGAAGAAACACAAAGCUGUCAGGCUAAUCUUUGUCUUGGUCACAGUGUUCCUCCUCUUCUGGAUGCCGUACAACUUCGUCAUCUUCCUGAACUUCCUGCAUCAGUUGGGUUACAUGAACAACUGUCAGCAGCACAAGGACCUGAACAUGGCUAUGCAGUGGGUGGAAACCAUAGCGUUCUGUCACUGCUGCCUCAACCCCAUCAUCUACGCCUUUGUUGGGGAGAAAUUCAGGAAUUCAACUCUCAAAAUCCUGAAACAGUGGUUUCCUCUUUGCUUUGGUCGGUACUCAGCAACUGCCAAGCAGUUCUCAGAGAGGAAGAGCUUUAUGUCCUUACGCACCCUAGAAAAUUCCAGCUCAAAGGUUGUGUAGCUCGAAUUGGGCAAAAUCAAAACUGCACUGCCAUCACUUCUUAGUUAUGACUAAUAUAUUUGUGAAUCAA
Messenger RNA from Tachysurus vachellii, 1735 nucleotides. RefSeq names its product C-C chemokine receptor type 4-like. Bases 598 to 1665 code for a protein of 355 amino acids. The transcript has 4 exons. Gene Ontology annotation, biological process: G protein-coupled receptor signaling pathway; immune response; chemotaxis. Gene Ontology annotation, molecular function: chemokine receptor activity. Lineage: Eukaryota; Metazoa; Chordata; Actinopteri; Siluriformes; Bagridae. Gene Ontology annotation, cellular component: membrane. The record is from RefSeq and is a predicted model, not a curated record.